GGUCCGGCCCGGAAGACCGUUGAGUGUGCUUGUGCUGCCGUUCCAUCCCGGGCGCUGGAAUCGGGGUGUGGUUGGCCGGCUCCCUCGUGGCUCGUGGGUCUGCCGAGCGUCCCGCGGAGGUCCGAGUCCCUGACGAGCACAGCGGGGCCCGGGCCAGGAUGGACUUCCCCAGCUCCCUCCAACCCACGCUGUUCAUGACGGGCCCCCUUGGUCUGAGUAAUGUCCCUGACAUGUCCUUCAUGUGUAGCUGGAGAGACGCCCUGACCCUGCCAGAGUCCCUGCCCAAGAACUCUGAGAAUGGGGCGCCACACUUGUCCACAGGCCUGCUCUGGGAGCCAGAGACCCCCGGACCCCUACCUUUGCUGCCUCCUAGUCCUGAUCCCUGGGACCCUGGGGUGACUGCCCAGGACCUGCUUUUCCGGGGAGGUUUCACAUUCCGAAGGAAGCCGCAGGCCGUGCUGGACGUUACCGAACAGGUAAGUAACCCCACGGUGGGCAGUGCUGUGUGGCAGGGGCUGUGCACAGUGACCCGGCCUCCUUUCCCGCAGCUCAGCCGCUUCCUGUGGGACCAUGGGGACAUAGCUUUUGCACCCCUGGGGAAGCUGAUGCUGGAGAAUUUCAAACUGGAGGGAGCACAGAGCCGUUCUAAGAAGAAGACAGUGGUCAGUGUGAAGAGGCUACUCCAGGACCUCGGUGGACACCAGCCCUGGGGCUGCCCCUGGGCUUUCCUCAGCUUCCGACAGCGCCGGUUCUCCAUCCUCGGGGGCCCUGUCCUGGGCAAGUCCGUGGCCAACCUCCUGGGGGAGCUGCUGCAUGAGGAGCUGGCUAUGCGGUGGGAGCAGCUGCUCCUGGAUGAUGCAUUCACCGGGGGCGCUUUGGCCUGGGUGCCCGGGAGGACGGCCCAGGUUGGACAGCUGGUCUACCCUGCGGGAGGUGCUCUAGACAAGCUCCCCAGAGACCCAGGUUUCCAAGAGGUCAGUCUGACCCCAGGCGGUGACCCUCAGGCUCUCGGGGACCCUGGCCACAUCCAGCUCCGAGGACCUGUCCGGCAGGUGGUGACCUGCACUGUGCAAGGGGAAUCUCUGCUGGCUGUCCGCUCUGACUACCACUGUGCCCUGUGGAAGGUCAGUAAGCAGGGGCGACCCACCCCCCUCCAGGUGCUGCAGGUCGGGAAGGGGGCCACAGGGAUCAGCCUCAGCCCUCACCUGCCUGGGGAGUUGGCUGUCUGCAGCCGUUCCGGAACCGUCUGUCUGUGGACCCCCCAGGAUGGGCUGCAGCAAGUCUACAAGGACCCUGAGACCCUUGUGUUCUGCGACCCCUCUUCCUGGCGUUGGGCAGACUUCACCGCUCACCCCCGGGUGCUGACUGUGGGGGACCGCACUGGAGUGAAAAUGAUUGACGCCCAGGGCCCACCUGGCUGUGGUCUGCUGCUUUUUCGUGGGGGCGCAGAAGCUUCAUGCCAAAAGGGGGAACGUGUCCUGCUGACCCAGUACCUGGGGGAGUGUGGCCCCAAGUCUCUGCAUCCCACACUCCAUCUCAUCUGUACCCAGUUCUCGCUCUACCUGGUGGAUGAGCGCCUCCCCUUGGUGCCCAUGCUGAAGUGGAACCACGACCUCCCCUCUGCUCCCCUGUGGGCCCAGCUGCUGCCCCCGCCCCGCCCUGGCUGCCCGCAGCCACUGCUCCUGGGGGGCCAGGGCGGGCACCUGCAGCUGUUGCACCUCGCAGGAGAGGGGGCCUCUGCACCCCGGCUGGCAGGGCCUCCCCAGUCUCUCCCAUCCAGCAGUGACUCCCUCUCCGCUUUCCCCCUGCUGGAGCCCAAGAGUCAGUGGCGGCUGCAGGAGCGUCUGAAAGCGCCAACCAUAGGUCUGGUUGCCACCAUCCCAUCCUCAGCUUCCGAGCCAGUCCUGUCGCUCUUCCAGCUCUCCGCGGCUGGGGAUGUCUUUCACCAGCGCCUCCGCCUCCAGGCAGGCCCCGGGCCUAACUCCUGUGCCUCCACAGCUUCCUGGACUCCCCAGGCCACUGCCUGCUGCAGCCGGUGGCUGAAGGACCUGCUGAAGGUGCCCCCGGCUCCCCCCGUGUGGGCAGCACCCACCUUUUCCCACCGCCGUCUGCUAGGCCGCAUGGAACAGAGGGAGGUGGAGCCAAAAGGGCCGGAGGCUCUCCGAGCAGCCAUGGCCGAAGGGCGGCUGCUGCGGCAGAGGGACCUGGGUUCGCUCCCCUCUGCCGAACCGCCCCCCGCCCCCGAGCCAGGCCCUGAGGAUGAGCUCAGCACACGUUUGGAGGCAGCCUGGGAAGGCCAGAUGGCCGCCUGGUGGGAGAGGCAGCAGGGCAGGAGCUCGGGGCCUGGGAGACAGCCCAAGCGGCGCAAGCGCCGGACUCAGCUGUCCAGCACUUUCUCCUCGCUCAGUGGCCGCCUGGACCUCUCAGACGCCACCAGCCCCCCUCACAGCCCAGAUCGGGCGUCCCCUGAGGCCAGGCCUCAACCACCGGUGACCCCGCCCUCCCAGGAGUCAACUCAGGAGCUGUGGGCUCAGGGUGUCCCCUCGGAGCGGCAGCAGACUCUCCGGGACUACAUGGCCAGGCUACCGCUCCAAAAGGACACCCCCCGAGGUGUCUCCUUGCCCCUCUCCCAGACCUCCAGCAUCCGGGCCACGCCCUCCAGGCCCCAGACCCUCCCAGAUGGCACAGCGGAGCUGCCGCCACGAAGGAACACCCUGAGAGGCGCCGCCAUGUCCUCCUCCCAGACCUCCAGCAUCCGGGCCACCCCCUCCAGGCAGCAGGCACCUGUCCUCUCUGGCUCUCAGCCCCACCGGAAGAAGCCCCGCAUGGGCUUCUGAGGGCCCGGGAAGCUCGACCCCACCUCCGGAGAGCCCUUCAUCCUGGACCUGCUGUGCCUUCUGUGGUUGGAAGCUGGGAGGUGAAAAGAGAACAGCGUCCAGGGUGCAGGCCUUUCUGCUUCCGGAGCAAUGGGACAACAGAAGUUAUUUCUCUUUAUGCUGUUGCUAGAAGACCAUUCCAAAAGGCAUGUUGAGAAGGCCCUAGUGGUCCUGUCCUGAAGGUCAGUGUCAUUGGGAUUCCCUCCAGGAGACGGUGUGUGCUUAAGAGCAGGGGCUCGGGUCAGGCCAUGGGUUCCACUGCACGGGAGCCGGGCCUGCCGCGUCCCACACCCCGAUGCCGGGGUAAGGUAACGGCGCCAGCUCCUCGCCCGCUCGCUGGGAGUCCGCAGCUGCUGGUGCUGCUUAGUUUGUGUUUGUUAAGCAGUUUCUGCCGUCAUCUAAUGUUUUGUAGAGGGACACACUUUGGGCCCCGUUUAGGGAUUGAAUAAACUUGGCAGCUGAACGUGGUUUGGAGUGAUGGGGUUUCCCAGGCUGGCAGCGCCCCCUCCUGCAGCUCGUGGUGUGUAAUGCCUAAACUCGCCUCUGAAGCGUGUGGCUCUGGAAGAUUCUGCUCCCUUGUGGGGAAAAGAGCCCCUUAGAAUGUCACGGAACACCAGGAUUUGAUCUAGAUUUCUCAUCACACGUGAAAAGUGGUGCCUGGUGAAAGGAAUCACACAGGACUCAGCGGAUGUGAAAUAAUCCAAUAACACAUUGACUCACGUG
Ailuropoda melanoleuca (giant panda) is the source of this 3599-nucleotide messenger RNA. RefSeq names its product TATA-box binding protein associated factor, RNA polymerase I subunit C (gene TAF1C). Gene Ontology annotation, cellular component: fibrillar center. The record is from RefSeq and is a predicted model, not a curated record. The coding region runs from base 159 to 2837 and encodes 892 amino acids. The transcript is spliced from 14 exons. NCBI's taxonomy places the organism in Eukaryota, Metazoa, Chordata, Mammalia, Carnivora, Ursidae. Gene Ontology annotation, molecular function: RNA polymerase I core promoter sequence-specific DNA binding; protein binding. Gene Ontology annotation, biological process: transcription by RNA polymerase I.